GUUGGUAUCUGCAAACAGGAGAUGCUCCAGAAGAAGAAGAAUGCUGUUUUGGUGGAUGGUGUCAUCUUAAAUGGCCCAAUAAUGGACUCAAAGGCAGGAGAGAAGUUUGUGGAAGAUGCCUGUAAGAUUAUAAUGGAAGAAGUAAUCCAAAAAACUGAUGAUGUAACAGAAAAGGUUUGUGAAUGGCGAGCCCCUGAAGCGCUGAAGCAGAUUCUUGAUCUGGAAAUGAGGGACAUUGGAGAAUCUCAUCAGAAACUCUUGCAACUCUGCCGGGAUGUUAUACAGUACAGCGUCAAAACCAGUCAUCCAAGAUUUUUCAAUCAGCUGUAUGCUGGAAUAGAUUAUUACUCGUUAGUGGCUCGUUUCAUUGCAGAAGCACUGAACCCAAGCGUAUAUACAUAUGAAGUAUCUCCUGUGUUUCUGCUGGUGGAAGAAGCAGUCAUCAAGAAAAUGAUUGAGUUCAUUGGCUGGGAAGAAGGUGAUGGCAUAUUUAAUCCAGGUGGCUCUGUUUCGAAUAUGUAUGCUAUGAACUUAGCAAGAUACAAAUUUUGUCCAGAGAUAAAGGAAAAAGGGCUCUCAGGUUUGCCAAGACUAGUCCUGUUCACUUCGGAAGAGUGUCAUUAUUCCAUGAAGAAGGCAGCCUCCUUCCUGGGUAUCGGUACAGAAAAUGUUUACUUCAUUAAAACAGAUGAAAGAGGUAAGAUGAUACCUGAGGAACUGGAGAAACAAGUCCAACAGGCCAGAAAAGAGGGGUCAGCACCAUUUCUUGUCUGUGCUACAGCAGGCACAACAGUGCUGGGAGCAUUUGAUCCUCUGGAUAAAAUUGCUGAUAUCUGUGAAAAGCAUGGCCUCUGGCUUCAUGUUGACGCUUCUUGGGGUGGCUCGGCUUUGAUAUCGAGGAAGCAUUGCAGACUUCUUCAUGGCAUCCACAGGGCUGAUUCUGUUGCCUGGAAUCCCCAUAAAAUGCUGUUGGCAGGAAUCCAGUGCUGUGCUUUUCUGGUGAGAGACAACUCUGGCCUCCUGAAGAAGUGUUACUCUGCCAAGGCUGCCUACCUGUUCCAGCCAGACAAGUUCUACGAUGUCAGCUAUGACACUGGUGACAAGUCCAUCCAGUGCAGCAGGCGUCCAGAUGCGUUCAAAUUCUGGCUGAUGUGGAAAGCAUUGGGAACCACAGGCCUCGAGGAGAGAGUAAACAGGGCGCUGGCUUUGGCUAGAUAUCUAGUGGAUGAAAUUAAGAAAAGAGAGGGAUUCCAGCUUAUUUUAGAGCCAGAGUAUGCAAACGUUUGCUUUUGGUACAUUCCACCAAGUUUAAGAAAAAUGGAGGAUGGACCUGAAUUUUGGCAGAAGCUACACCAG
Messenger RNA from Antrostomus carolinensis (chuck-will's-widow), 1356 nucleotides. It is a transcript of the gene GADL1, whose product is annotated as glutamate decarboxylase like 1. Gene Ontology annotation, molecular function: pyridoxal phosphate binding; carboxy-lyase activity. Gene Ontology annotation, cellular component: cytoplasm. NCBI's taxonomy places the organism in Eukaryota, Metazoa, Chordata, Aves, Caprimulgiformes, Caprimulgidae. The transcript is spliced from 13 exons. The record is from RefSeq and is a predicted model, not a curated record. The annotation marks the transcript as partial. Gene Ontology annotation, biological process: carboxylic acid metabolic process.